AUGUUCGAUGAUGUACUCGUGUCUGUGUUGAUUGCAAAUCACACCUCUGUUCCCUUUUCGCCUGCUACUGGCGUAUUGCAGGGUUCAGUGCUCAGCCCUCACUUGUACUCUCUGUACAUCAACUCUCUGCCUGCUGUUCUUCGUUCUGCUGUCAGUCGCGGUACUAUGGUAUCACCACCUGGGAUGCCUAGUGUUUGCGUGAAUAGCCUGCUCUUUGCUGAUGAUGUGGCCAUAUUUGGCUCUCGUACUGAUGUGCAAACCAUGUUGGAUAUCGCUUCAGAUCACUCGUUCUCUCUUGGCUACAGGUGGAAACCAUCAAAAUGUGCUGUACUUUGUGCUCCUACUGCCUCUACUCGUCAUCCAUUGUCUCUAUACGGUGA
This is a messenger RNA of Mucor velutinosus, 380 nucleotides long. RefSeq lists its product as uncharacterized. The record is from RefSeq and is a predicted model, not a curated record. The annotation marks the transcript as partial. Lineage: Eukaryota; Fungi; Mucoromycota; Mucoromycetes; Mucorales; Mucoraceae. The transcript has a single exon.